AUGGACCCAGAGGAGAAAAUCCUGCAGAGGUUUUCAAUGGAGCGACAGGUAAGAUCCUAUACAGACUGACACACGUCUCUGUUCUCUCCUCUGCGCAUUUUACUCCCAUGUCCUGUCCUAUAUGGAAUAAACCGCAAAACUAGCUCCAGCAGAGCUGCACUUAGGCUAGCUGCUUUUAGCAACGCUGGUAUAUUUAACCGCACAGUAAGUUGGAAAUUUCAUUUCAUUUAACUUCUGGCUUCCCGCUGACCUUUUGUGCAACCCAAUACAACAGGGAGCAACGCUAGUUUAUGUAGAUACAACCGCAUUGCUAAAAGCAGCUACACUUUGGCUGACCCUGUGCUCCUCUCAAAAGUGUGUGUUGUGGAGGGGUUGAGAGGAGAAAAUACACAUUUUCAAUGUAAGAUUUGGACAAAUACAUUUGUAUUGUAUAAAGAUGUACCAUAAGUCCAUAACUUAACAUUGUCCUGUGUUGAUGUUGUCCUCCUUCAGCGUACCCAGGACAAGAAGGACAUGUACAACCUAAAUGAGGAGGAGGAGUUGACCCCACUAUGGCCGGUCUCUGUCUGAGAUGGAGAAGCUCAAGGACAUGGUAGACAGUUGGUGAUGAAGCCGAUGAGAAAGGAAUGCUCUCAGGUGAGACACACAAUGACCCUAGACUUCACACAAUUGGUGGGGAGCUGUAGACCAAUGUGAGAGAGAGCAAGAAGGUGGUGGAGGAGAGAAGGGGUGGAGGAGUGAGAGGUAUAGUGGAGGAGAGAGCGAGAGAAGGGGGUGGAUGGGGAGAGAGGGAGGUAUAGAGAAGGGCGUGGAGGAGAAGGGGGUAGAGGAGAGAAGGAGAACCAAAUGGGAAGUCAUCUAUAAGUCAGUAAAGAUGUACAUAGUAUUUGUGUCUGUAAAAAUGAGGCAGCACUAUCUGUUGAAGUAGGGACCAUAACAAUGCCAUUAUUUUCUCAUCUACCUGUUCUCAAGCCGAGCUGACAGCGUCCCACUACGGAGGAGGAGCAGGAAGACCCCAGGAGAGAAGGAUGAUCAGGGGGACCACAAAGACAAGUCCAGGAGAGAAGGACGAUCAGGGGGACCACAGCCAAGUCCAGGAGAGAAGGACGAUCAGGGGGACCAACAGCCAAGUCCAGGAGAGAAGGGACGAUCAGGGGGACACAGCCAAGUCCAGGAGAGAAGGACGAUCAGGGGGACCACACAGCCAAGUCCAGGGAGGACGAUAGGGGACCACAGCCAAGUCCAGGGGGGACCAGGGACCACAGCCAAGUCCAGGAGAGAAGGACGUCAGGGGGACCACAGGCCCAAGUCCAGGAGAUGAAGACGAUUCAGGGGGGACCACAGCCAAGUCCAGGAGAGAGACGGCCGAUCAGGGGGACCACAGCCAAGUCCAGGAGAGAAGGACGACCAGGGGGACCACAGCCAAGUCCAGGAGAGAAGGACGAUCAGGGGGACCACAGCCAAGUCCAGGAGAGAAGGACGAUCAGGGGGACCACAGCCAAGUCCAGGAGAGAAGGACGAUCAGGGGGACCACAGCCAAGUCCAGGAGAGAAGGACGAUCAGGGGGACCACAGCCAAGUCCAGGAGAGAAGGACGAUCAGGGGGACCACAGCCAAGUCCAGGAGAGAAGGACGAUCAGGGGGAACACAGCCAAGUCCAGGAGAGAACGCGAUCAGGGGGAACACAGCCAAGUCCAGGAGGAGAAGGACGAUCAGGGGGACCACAGCCAAGUCCAGGAGAGAAGGACGAUCAGGGGGACCACAGCCAAGUCCAGGAGAGAAGGACGAUCAGGGGGACCACAGCCAAGUCCAGGAGAGAAGGACGAUCAGGGGGACCACAGCCAAGUCCAGGAGAGAAGGACGAUCAGGGGGACCACAGCCAAGUCCAGACAGGAACUCAUGGAGGAACUCAUCCUCAAGUCCAAACAGGAAAAGGUGAGCUUCCCUCAACUAUUGGAGGAUACACUUUAUUGUCAUUAUAGCCCCACAGUGGAGGUGUCAUAAUACCCAUAAAACCUAGCGGUCAAACAGGGAAAUGGUUCCAAUCGUUUUUCCACCAUUCAUUUUUCCCAUAGGGGAUUUUAGAAACACUUAAAAUAAGGGCUGUGUUUUGUGUAGACUUACCCUGGCGUGACUAUUGUGUCAAUGUAAUACUUGCACAAGACAGUUAAUAGAAUUGUCCAUUUAAAGAAAUGUAGCCAAUUUAUUCAUUACUACAGUUAGCCAACAUUAGAUACAGUGAGGGAAAAAAGUAUUUGAUCCCCUGCUGAUUUUGUACGUUUGCCCACUGACAAAGAAAUGAUCAGUCUAUGAUUUUAAUGGUAGGUUUAUUUGAACAGUGAGAGACAGAAUAACAACAAAAAAAUCCAGAAAAACGCAUGUCAAAAAUGUUAUAAAUUGAUUUGCAUUUUAAUGAGGGAAAUAAGUAUUUGACCCCUCUGCAAAACAUGACUUAGUACUUGGUGGCAAAACCCUUGUUGGCAAUCAGAGGUCAUAUGUUUCUUGUAGUUGGCCACCAGGUUUGCACACAUCUCACGAGGGAUUUUGUCCCACUCCUCUUUGCAGAUCUUCUCCAAGUCAUUAAGGUUGAGGCUGACGUUUGGCAACUCGAACCUUCAGCUCCCUCCACAGAUUUUCUAUGGGAUUAAGGUCUGGAGACUGGCUAGGCCACUCCAGGACCUUAAUGUGCUUCUUCUUGAGCCACUCCUUUGUUGCCUUGGCCGUGUGUUUUGGAUCAUUGUCAUGCUGGAAUACCCAUCCACGACCCAUUUUCAAUGCCCUGGCUGAGGGAAGGAGGUUCUCACCCAAGAUUUGACGGUACAUGGCCCCAUCCAUCGUCCCUUUGAUGCGGUGAAGUUGUCCUGUCCCCUUAGCAGAAAAACACCCCCAAAGCAUAAUGUUUCCACCUCCAUGUUUGACGGUGGGGAUGGUGUUCUUGGGGUCAUAGGCAGCAUUCCCCCUCCUCCAAACACGGCGAGUUGAGUUGAUGCCAAAGAGCUCCAUUUUGGUCUCAUCUGACCACAACACUUUCACCCAGUUCUCCUCUGAAUCAUUCAGAUGUUCAUUGGCAAACUUCAGACGGGCAUGUAUAUGUGCUUUCUUGAGCAGGGGGACCUUGCGGGCGCUGCAGGAUUUCAGUCCUUCACAGCGUAGUGUGUUACCAAUUGUUUUCUUGGUGACUAUGGUCCCAGCUGCCUUGAGAUCAUUGACAAGAUCCUCCCGUGUAGUUCUGGGCUGAUUCCUCACCGUUCUCAUGAUCAUUGCAACUCCACAAGGUGAGAUCUUGCAUGGAGCCCCAGGCCGAGGGAGAUUGACAGUUAUUUAGUUUUUCUUCCAUUUGCGAAUAAUCGCACACCAACUGUUGUCACCUUCUCACCAAGCUGCUAGGCGAUGGUCUUGUAGCCCAUUCCAGCCUUGUGUAGAUCUACAAUCUUGUCCCUGACAUCCUUGGAGAGCUCUUUGGUCUUGGCCAUGGUGGAGAGUUUGGAAUCUGAUUGAUUGAUUGCCUUUAAGAGUGUGCUCCUAAUCUCAGCGCGUUACCUGUAUAAAAGACACCUGGGAGCCAGAAAUCUUUCUGAUUGAGAGGGGGUCAAAUACUUAUUUCCCUCAUUAAAAUGCAAAUCAAUUUAUAACAUUUUUGUCAUGCGUUUUUCUGGAUUUUUUUGUUGUUAUUCUGUCUCUCACUGUUCAAAUAAACCUACCAUUAAAAUUAUAGACUGAUCAUUUCUUUGUCAGUGGGCAAACGUACAAAAUCAGCAGGGGAUCAAAUACUUUUUUCCCUCACUGUAGUUAAUCCAGAGAUUCUUACCUUUGCCUCGAUUUGGCAGUCUCAUCCAGAUCAUCAUGGCAUUUGUAGUUCUUUAUGAUAGCCACAUUAGCAGCUAAUUAGCAUUUCAUUUGUUGGGGGUAAAUGCGGGCGACUAUGUUGAUAAAAGUCACCUUGUCGUGCCUCCCGAGUGGCGCAGCGGUCUAAGGCACUGCAUCGCAGUGCUAGAGGCGUCACUACAGACCCGGGUUCGAUCCCGGGCUGUAUCACAACCGGCCGUGAUCGGGAGUCCCAUAGGGCGGCGCACAAUUGGCCCAGCGUUGUCCGGGAUUGGGGGAGGGUUUGGUCAGGGGGGCUUUACUUGGCUCCUCGCGCUAUCGCUCUAGCGACUCCUUAUGGCGGGCCGGGCGCCUGCAGGCUGAUCUCGGUCGUCAGUUGAACGGUGUUUCCUCCGACACAUUGGUGCGGCUGGCUUCCGGGUUAAGCGGGUGGGUGUUAAGAAGCGUGGUUUGGUGGGUCAUGUUUUCGGAUGGCGCAUGACUUGACCUUCGCCUCCCGAGCCCAUUGGGGAGUUGUAGCGAUGAGACAAGAUCGAAAAAAGGGGUAACAUUUUGUCCUAGAGAGAUUUACAUGAUUAUCUAAACGUCACUCUAGGGUAAGUCUACACGAAACACAGCCCUUAUUUGAAGUGUUUCUAAAGUCCCCUAUGGGAAAAAUGAAUGGUGGAAAAACUAUUGGAACCAUUUCCCUGUUUAGGCCGCUAGGUUUUAUGGGUAUUAUGACUCAUACUGUGGUACUCUAUUUCUUAGACACUUUUAGAAAUGGUAUAGAGCAGCUAUGGGCAACUUUGAUGGGGGAGGGGCCACAAAAAAACGAAUCAUGAGGGAGGGGGGGGGGGCCCAACAAAAAUGUCGCUUAGGGCCCCCAAAAGACUAGGGCCGGCUCUGACUGCAUGUGUGGGUACGGAUGUGGGUCCACAGACCUGUGAGCCACUGUAGUGGCCACUGUGGACCCACAUCCGUACCCACACAUGCAGUCAGAGCCGGCCCUAGUCUUUUGGGGGCCCUAAGCGACAUUUUUGUUGGGUCCCCCCCCCCCCACACACCUUGUGAGCAAAACAUUUUAGCGGCCCACCUCUUGACAGCGGAGAGAAAAUAUUGAAGUUUAGAGUUAAUUUCCAGCAAUUCUACACAUUUUGCCAUGGGGGCGUAGAGAAAAUGUUACAGUUUUAAAAUGUUUGCUGCAAUUUUACACAUUGUGCCAUAGGAUGGAGAGAAAUGUUUGCAGUUUUUAAUAUAAAAUCUGAAUGCCCCCCGGCUGGUAAUUGAUUACUACAAGAUAGCUGGAUAGACUAACUUUCCAAUCGCAUUUCUUUUUUUGCUGACUUUGCUAAUUGAGUGACUGUCAGUGACUGAAAUAACAAGAGAGAAACUGCUGAUGCCCAAUCAAAUUUAGAAAUUGCACCUUGUGUAUUCUAUUAUUCUAACUCUAAGUUGAGACACUGACUGAGUUCCAAAAAAUAUAUUGAUCCGGAAUUGAUCCGCGAGCCUACAAACGGGGGGGUGCCAGUUGCCCUGGUAAAGGGAACAAUGUAGAGUGAAUGGUUCAGAAAGGUCCACUGUGUGCUGAAACGGUGGUUCGCCUAAUUAGCCUAAAUGAUAAGGAGUAACUGUGGAACCUCGUAUUUCCCCCCCCACUGUACAGUAUAAGCCACCAGUUCUGGGGUAUUUCACUGUAACUUUCCUAGCAGAGCUAUACAGGUGCCUGGGGUGAGACCAGACUAACAGGUAGUUUGAUGUCCUCAGAGGGCGAGGCAGAACCAGGUGCUGACUGAGAAGCUGGGCCAGGACUGGAAGAGCAUCCAGCGACCGCUGUCCCACAAGAAUGCCCCCAAGGCUGACAGACCAGAGGAGGACAAAACCAAGGGGAGAGAACCUGAUCAGGCCUGUUGUGGAUCUGUUCCAUCUUCACCCUGCUGAGCUGUACUGGUCUGGUUAGAAAUCCAUUAGAGCACAGUGUAUUUGGGCCCGUCUGUCAGUUUGAAUGAGACUAACCUGUAGAAACACAUUUUAGAUAAAAACGAUUCUACCUCUACUAAGUUUUCUGUUCUCAUUUUGUUUCUCCCCCCUGUAUGUUCCAGCUGGAUGAGUAUGACAUGGAUGGUGCGUGAGCUGGGCUUUGAGAUGAAGGCUCAGCCCUCAGAGAAGGUGAAGACCCCAGAGGAGGUGGCCAGGGAGGAGAGGGAGCGCCUGCAGAAACUAGAGGUAUGGAUGUCUCUACCUUUCCUUCAUGGCCGUUGAUGGGUGAAAGUACUGGAUAUAAUUAUGUCCUGCCAGAUCAUAGAGGAAGAAGAAGCCAGUAAGGAUGUUUCAGUCCCUCUCUGUGUGCCGACGUCUACUGACACUGUUUCCUGUCUGUGGUUUGACCCUUGACCCAGGCUGAGGAGGAUGAUGGGAGAUGUCGUAGAAGACAGCACCAAGACCCAGACUCACCUGUCAGCUGACGACCUCAACGACGGCUUCAUCCUGGACGGAGAUGACAGACUCUGGCCUAUCAGGUAAGAGACCAGACAGACUCUGGCCAAUCAGGUAAGAGACCAGACAGACUCUGGCCAAUCAGGUAAGAGACCAGACAGACUCUGGCCAAUCAGGUAAGAGACCAGACAGACUCUGGCCAAUCAGGUAAGAGACCAUACAGACUCUGGCCUAUCAGGUAAGAGAGGUGCCUAUGUCUGAGUUUAUGCUUGAUAUUUCUAGUGUAUGUCUUGUAUAUGCACGAGGUCAUAAACGACAUUUCCCCAAGGUGACAAUAUCAAGUUUAAUUGUCACAUGCACAAGUACAGUGAAAUGCCUUUCUUGCCAGCUUUAAACCCAACAACGCAGUAAUCAAUAUCAAUGAAGUACUAAAAACAACAAGGUGGAAGGAAAACACAUGAUAACUAGAAAUAAGAAGAACAGGAGAAAGUAAGUCAGUCAGCUCUUAGCCAUGGUAUGUUGGCCAUAUUUUUACAUUUACACUUUAGUCAUUUAGCAGACGCUCUUAUCCAGAGCGACUUACAGUUAGUGAAUAUAUAUAUAUAUUUUAUACUGGCCCCCCGUGGGAAACGAACCCACAACCCUGGCGUUACAAACGCCAUGCUCUAUCAACUGAGCUACAUCCCUGCCGGCCAUUUCCUCCCCUACCCUGGGCCAAUUGUGCGCCGCCCAUGAGUCUCCCGGUCGCGGCCGGCUGCGACAGAGCCUGGAUUCGAACCAGGAUCUCUAGUGGCACAGUUAGCACUGCGAUGCAGUGCCUUAGACCACUGCGCCACUCAGGAGACAUAUAUCACAACCCCCCAAGGUGCCUUAUUGCUAUUAUAAACUGCUUACCAACGUAAUUAGAGCAGUAAAAAUAAAUGUUUUGUCAUAUCCGUGGUAUAUGGUCUGGUAUACCAUGGAUCUCAGCCAAUCAACAUUCAGAGCUCGAACCACCCAGUUUAUAAUAUGAGUUGACCGUCGUGUCUCUGGGUUUUGAUGUCAUCAUCCCUCCAAUAGGAGUAACCGUGCCUUCUGUUUCUCUUUUAUAGGAUGGGAAGUGGAACAUCAACAAGGAGGUGGCAGAGAUGGACGGGGGGUGACAAUGAAGAGGGAGGUGAAGGAGAGCGUGGUGAGGAGGAGGAUAGCCACUCAGACCUGGACUCUGAGCAGGAAAGCGAGGGAGGAGAGCAGGGGGAAGAAGAGAAGGAUGAAGAGCCUGCAACUAAACCUCAGCUGAGGGGGAGGAGAGGAAGGCCCAGGCGGAGGCAGCUAAAGCAGAGCUCCCAGACACUUUGA
Molecule: messenger RNA, 7577 nt
Organism: Coregonus sp. 'balchen'
Lineage: Eukaryota; Metazoa; Chordata; Actinopteri; Salmoniformes; Salmonidae
Source: the annotation of a GenBank genome assembly